Molecule: messenger RNA, 687 nt
Organism: Phytophthora sojae
Lineage: Eukaryota; Oomycota; Peronosporomycetes; Peronosporales; Peronosporaceae
Exons: 1
Coding region: 1-687 (228 amino acids)
Source: RefSeq, a predicted model, not a curated record
AUGGAUGCUCUGAUUGAGAAGGCAGAGAAGGACUCGGCCGAAGACCUGCUUUACCUGUACGAUGGCCCGCCCAUUUCGAUUCCAUACGGCGUGAAAAUGGUCUGCUUCACGAGCCUAAACGAGAGGUGGUUUGAUACGAUCGAAAAGAGCGACGAUUGUCCGCUGCUGAUCAUGCCCCCAUGGGACCUGGAAGAGCUGGUUAUCGCUUGCGGAGCCCUCAACCUCACUACGUUUGUAGCAGUUCCAGACGAAGGGGAGGAGGACGUGGCCUUUGCUGACAACACAGGAAAUGCCGAUAUGGUAGUGGAUCAUGUUGAAGAGCGAUUCAAAAUAUUUGGCGGUGCUGCUCGUGAAUGCCUGUCAAUCGAUCCAACCUUUAUCGAGAAACGGCAGGAACAUAUCAAGAAGACGAUCAUGGGUCUUGAGGACAUCGACUUCAUGAAGAGGGUCCUCAAUCAAUCCAACUCGAUGCUCCACUGCAUCUGCCACUUCGUGCCGAAUCCAGCGAACCCAUUGCUCGAGUACUCUGUCGCGGAGCCGACUACAUUCGAGAAGCGGUUGCUGGCAGAAUGCCUGAACAAGCUCAACACUGCAAAGAGAAACGAGAUUUUGGACUGCUUGCGGCACAAUAUUUCUGCUGCGCCGUUCCGCGGCGCGUUGUUUGGGCAAGGCUCGGAAAUAAAGUAA